Molecule: messenger RNA, 208 nt
Organism: Closterium sp. Naga37s-1
Lineage: Eukaryota; Viridiplantae; Streptophyta; Zygnematophyceae; Desmidiales; Closteriaceae
Source: the annotation of a GenBank genome assembly
UGAAGGUGCUGGUGCAGCUGAAGCAGGCGUGGGGCAUUUGGGCGGGCAACAGCAACGCCACCACGGCGUGCUAUGCAUGGACUGGCGUCACCUGCAGCCCCCAAGGGCUCGUCGUUUCCCUGAUUGCAAAGCCAGUCAACGAAGCCGAUCCUACCCCUAGUGGCUCCAUACCUGCUUCCAUCACCAGUCUCGCCACUCUGCAAAACCU